Messenger RNA from Trichobilharzia regenti, 819 nucleotides. The record is from the annotation of a GenBank genome assembly. Lineage: Eukaryota; Metazoa; Platyhelminthes; Trematoda; Strigeidida; Schistosomatidae.
AUUCAAACGGCUUCUUAACUUGCUUUCUAAGUCAUAUAUGUGUCACAUCAAAUUAACCUACCUAAUUGAGACCGUAGUAUAUUAUUCAGAGAGAUCUAUUUCUAUAUUAAGAAAUAUAAUAUAUGACCGAGUACUUUGGCGUGUAUCCGUUCAUUUUAUAACAAAUCGCACAGGCUACAACUUGACCUUUAUCAUCUUGGAAAUCUUGACAUUUUGGCUAUCUUUAUUUUCAACCCUCGCUACUGUUUUCUUUCCCUUCCCAUGUCAAUUCAUAAGCGUUGCAAUUUGAACUGAAACAAUUUAAAGGAAACUUCAAUUUCGAUCUCUUUAACUAUCUGAUAGUUUACGUAAUAUCUAAUUGUAUUCAUAUAAACAACCUAGACUGUAUUUUAAACUUCUAUCAGGAAAAAGUUGGAGUUUAAAAAACUUCUUGAUUUCGCUGAAAAAAACAACUUUCAAAAAUCUUUUAUUAUGUCAACAAUGAUGUGUGCAAAGUGUGCUCGACCAUUUACAAGUGGAAGCAUUUUAAGUGCUUUAGAUAAGAAAUGGCAUCCUGAAUGUUUUGUAUGUACUAUAUGUAAAAGAACUCUGGCCGAUCAAUCAUUUCAUGUGAAAAAUGAAGAUCCAUUCUGUGCAAAUUGUUGGAAAGAAAACUUUCAACCACGUUGUGCUACGUGUAAUAAAAUUAUUGAUCCAUGCGAACAAUAUAUGACAUAUAACGAAAGAGCUUAUCAUAAAAAUUGUUUCACAUGUGCUUCAUGUCAUCAAAGUUUGGCCGAAAAUAAGGAAGAUUUAAAUUGCAUUCAUAAUGACAAGUAA